AGGAGGAGGAGGGACUGAGCGGCGGCGGCCCCCGCGUCCCGGUGCCUCUAUGGGGAAAGCAGACAAUGGAUUAUGAUUUCAAGGCGAAGCUGGCGGCGGAGCGGGAGCGGGUGGAGGAUUUGUUUGAGUACGAAGGGUGCAAAGUGGGACGCGGCACCUACGGGCACGUCUACAAGGCGAGGCGGAAAGAUGGAAAAGAUGAAAAGGAAUAUGCAUUGAAGCAAAUUGAAGGCACAGGAAUAUCCAUGUCGGCUUGUAGAGAGAUUGCACUUUUGCGAGAAUUGAAGCACCCUAACGUGAUCGCCUUGCAGAAGGUGUUCCUUUCUCACAGUGACAGGAAGGUGUGGCUGCUCUUUGAUUAUGCAGAACAUGAUUUGUGGCAUAUUAUUAAGUUUCACCGUGCAUCAAAAGCAAAUAAAAAGCCCAUGCAGUUGCCAAGAUCUAUGGUUAAAUCAUUACUUUACCAGAUUCUUGAUGGUAUCCAUUACCUCCAUGCAAAUUGGGUGCUUCACAGAGAUCUGAAACCAGCCAAUAUCCUAGUAAUGGGAGAAGGUCCUGAAAGGGGGAGAGUCAAAAUAGCUGACAUGGGUUUUGCCAGAUUAUUCAAUUCUCCUCUAAAGCCACUGGCAGAUUUGGAUCCAGUAGUUGUGACUUUUUGGUAUCGGGCUCCUGAACUUCUGCUUGGUGCAAGGCAUUAUACAAAGGCCAUUGAUAUAUGGGCAAUAGGUUGCAUAUUUGCUGAAUUGUUGACUUCAGAACCUAUUUUUCACUGUCGUCAGGAAGAUAUAAAAACAAGCAAUCCCUUUCAUCAUGAUCAACUUGAUCGGAUAUUUAGUGUCAUGGGGUUUCCUGCAGAUAAAGAUUGGGAAGAUAUUAGAAAGAUGCCAGAAUACCCCACACUUCAGAAAGACUUUAGAAGAACAACGUACGCCAACAGUAGCCUCAUAAAGUACAUGGAGAAACACAAGGUCAAGCCUGACAGCAAAGUGUUCCUCUUGCUUCAGAAACUCCUUACUAUGGAUCCAACCAAGAGAAUUACUUCGGAGCAGGCUCUGCAGGAUCCCUAUUUUCAGGAGGACCCCUUGCCGACAUUAGAUGUGUUUGCUGGCUGCCAGAUUCCAUACCCCAAACGGGAAUUCCUUAAUGAAGAUGAACCCGAAGAGAAAGGUGACAAGAAUCAGCAGCAGCAGCAGAACCAACAUCAGCAGCCCACAGCGCCCCCGCAGCAGGCGGCGGCCCCCCCGCAGGCGCCCCCGCCGCAGCAGAACAGCACCCAGACCAACGGGACUGCGGGCGGGGCGGGCGCCGGGGCCGGGGCCGCGGGGGCCGGCCUGCAGCACAGUCAGGACGCGGGCCUCAACCAGGUGCCUCCCAACAAGAAGCCCCGCCUGGGGCCUUCGGGCGCAAACUCCGGCGGGCCUGUUAUGCCGUCAGAUUAUCAGCACUCCAGUUCUCGCCUGAAUUACCAAAGCAGUGUUCAGGGAUCCUCUCAGUCCCAGAGCACACUCGGCUACUCGUCCUCGUCCCAGCAGAGUGCACAGUACCACCCGUCUCACCAGGGCCACCGCUACUGACCGCCGCGGCCCAGAGCCCAGACUCCAGCAAUAUGAUGUCCGCAUUGGAAAGAACCAAAAAAUGCAAACGAUGAUGCCGUUUAAAACUCAUCCACUUAGGAGGAAGACUCCAUCCUGAGCAUUUUGCAGGACUGACUGAUGUCUCUUCUUUAUGGGCUUAAAGAAGAUUUUUGUGAAGUUUCCCCAACACCCUUUCCCUGCAUGUGUUCCAUUGUGACUUUGAUCCAGAGUCUGAUCUAAUCCCAGCACUUAACUUCUGUAACCUUCAGCAUUUUUUGGAAGGAUUUCCUGGUGCACCUUUCUCAUGCUGUAGCAAUCACUAUGAUUUAUCUUUUCAAAGCUCUUUUAAUAGGAUUUUAAUGUUUUAGACACAGGACUCCAGUGGUAUAUAGUUUUAUACUUCAUGAACUGAUCUAGCAACACAGGUAAAAAUGCACCUUUUAAAGCACUACGUUGUUUUCACAGAAUAUGACUGUUUUGCUCAUGGAAGUCUUAAACAGCAAUUGUUACUGUCCCAAAGUACUUUACUAUUACGUUUUUAUUUAUCUAG
Molecule: messenger RNA, 2124 nt
Organism: Neomonachus schauinslandi (Hawaiian monk seal)
Lineage: Eukaryota; Metazoa; Chordata; Mammalia; Carnivora; Phocidae
Gene: CDK19
Product: cyclin dependent kinase 19
Biological process (GO): protein phosphorylation
Cellular component (GO): nucleus; cytosol; mediator complex
Molecular function (GO): cyclin-dependent protein serine/threonine kinase activity; RNA polymerase II CTD heptapeptide repeat kinase activity; ATP binding
Source: RefSeq, a predicted model, not a curated record